This is a messenger RNA of Saccharomyces cerevisiae S288C, 2130 nucleotides long. It is a transcript of the gene SWI5, whose product is annotated as DNA-binding transcription factor SWI5. The transcript has a single exon. NCBI's taxonomy places the organism in Eukaryota, Fungi, Ascomycota, Saccharomycetes, Saccharomycetales, Saccharomycetaceae. Gene Ontology annotation, molecular function: transcription cis-regulatory region binding; DNA-binding transcription factor activity, RNA polymerase II-specific. The record is from RefSeq and is marked reviewed. Gene Ontology annotation, biological process: G1/S transition of mitotic cell cycle; positive regulation of transcription by RNA polymerase II. Gene Ontology annotation, cellular component: cytoplasm; nucleus. The coding region runs from base 1 to 2130 and encodes 709 amino acids.
AUGGAUACAUCAAACUCUUGGUUUGAUGCCUCAAAAGUACAAAGCCUAAAUUUUGACCUACAAACCAACUCUUAUUACUCAAAUGCUAGAGGCAGUGACCCUUCGAGUUAUGCAAUAGAAGGCGAAUAUAAAACACUAGCAACAGAUGAUUUAGGCAAUAUAUUGAACCUAAACUAUGGUGAAACCAACGAAGUUAUAAUGAAUGAAAUAAAUGACUUAAACCUUCCGCUGGGACCACUUUCUGAUGAAAAAUCUGUCAAGGUUUCUACUUUCUCCGAGUUAAUAGGAAAUGAUUGGCAAAGUAUGAACUUUGACUUAGAAAAUAAUUCAAGAGAAGUGACUCUAAAUGCAACUAGCUUGUUGAAUGAAAAUAGAUUAAAUCAAGACAGUGGUAUGACUGUUUAUCAAAAAACAAUGAGUGAUAAGCCCCACGAUGAAAAGAAGAUUUCCAUGGCGGAUAAUUUAUUGUCGACUAUAAACAAAAGUGAAAUUAAUAAAGGCUUCGAUAGAAACCUCGGGGAAUUACUGUUACAGCAACAACAAGAGUUGCGCGAGCAAUUGAGAGCACAACAAGAGGCUAAUAAGAAGUUAGAGUUAGAACUCAAACAAACACAAUACAAGCAACAACAACUACAGGCUACCUUAGAGAACUCUGAUGGUCCACAGUUUUUAUCUCCCAAAAGGAAGAUCUCUCCUGCUUCAGAAAAUGUGGAGGAUGUAUACGCAAAUAGCCUUUCACCAAUGAUUUCCCCACCAAUGUCUAAUACUUCGUUCACUGGGUCACCUUCUAGGAGAAACAAUAGACAAAAGUACUGCCUGCAGAGAAAAAACUCUAGUGGUACUGUAGGACCACUAUGUUUCCAGGAAUUGAACGAAGGUUUCAAUGACUCCCUCAUUUCACCAAAGAAAAUUCGCUCGAAUCCAAAUGAAAACCUCAGUUCAAAAACCAAAUUUAUUACGCCCUUCACUCCAAAGAGUAGAGUUAGUUCAGCUACGUCCAACUCUGCUAACAUUACCCCUAAUAACUUAAGGUUAGAUUUCAAGAUUAAUGUUGAAGAUCAGGAAAGCGAAUAUUCAGAGAAACCUUUGGGCCUGGGUAUUGAACUUCUUGGAAAACCAGGUCCUUCUCCUACAAAAUCAGUGUCUUUAAAGAGUGCUUCUGUGGAUAUUAUGCCUACAAUUCCUGGGUCUGUAAAUAAUACUCCAUCAGUCAAUAAAGUAUCCCUUUCCUCCAGUUAUAUAGACCAAUAUACACCAAGAGGUAAGCAGUUACACUUUAGCUCUAUCAGUGAGAAUGCAUUGGGUAUCAAUGCUGCGACACCACAUCUAAAGCCGCCGAGCCAGCAAGCACGACAUCGGGAAGGCGUUUUCAAUGAUUUAGACCCUAAUGUACUUACGAAAAAUACAGACAAUGAAGGAGAUGAUAAUGAGGAAAAUGAGCCUGAAAGUAGAUUUGUUAUUUCCGAAACGCCUUCUCCCGUUCUUAAGUCACAAAGUAAGUACGAAGGAAGAUCUCCUCAAUUCGGCACACACAUUAAGGAAAUCAACACAUAUACCACAAAUAGUCCCUCAAAAAUCACAAGAAAACUCACAACACUGCCCAGAGGUUCAAUCGAUAAAUAUGUGAAGGAAAUGCCUGAUAAAACAUUUGAAUGUUUAUUUCCUGGAUGUACAAAAACAUUCAAGAGAAGGUAUAACAUCAGAUCUCAUAUUCAAACACAUUUGGAAGAUCGGCCAUAUUCCUGUGAUCACCCUGGAUGUGAUAAGGCAUUUGUACGAAAUCAUGACUUGAUAAGACACAAAAAAUCGCACCAAGAAAAGGCGUAUGCAUGUCCCUGUGGUAAGAAAUUCAAUAGAGAAGACGCUUUGGUUGUGCACAGAAGUAGAAUGAUUUGCAGCGGUGGUAAAAAGUAUGAAAACGUGGUAAUUAAAAGGUCUCCAAGAAAAAGAGGAAGACCAAGAAAAGAUGGAACUUCAAGUGUUUCUAGUAGUCCAAUCAAAGAAAAUAUUAACAAGGAUCAUAAUGGACAGUUGAUGUUCAAGCUUGAAGAUCAACUCAGAAGAGAGCGUAGUUAUGAUGGGAAUGGAACGGGGAUUAUGGUUUCGCCAAUGAAAACUAAUCAAAGGUAA